UGUAAAUCGUAAAUAACGUGCAACGGGAUCCAAGUAAUUCUAAAAUUCAUAUCUAGACACGACUACUUAAUAGUUCUAAACAGUGCCCCAGUGUCGUGGACGCGUUUUAAUCAACCUUUCUCUACUAGAACUAUAAUAUGACCACUGGUUUAAUGAUGGAUUAUGAAUUCAAGAUGAAAACUCAGACAGAGAGAGUGAAGGUGGAAGACCUCUUUGAUUAUGAGGGCUGCAAGGUGGGCCGUGGAACCUACGGACAUGUCUACAAGGGAAGACGAAAAGACGGUGGUGCGGAUGUCCGGGAUUAUGCCCUCAAACAAAUUGAAGGCACUGGACUAUCAAUGUCUGCAUGCAGAGAGAUUGCUUUACUAAGAGAGUUGAAGCAUCCAAAUGUAAUCAAUUUAAUCAGAGUUUUCUCUCACAAUGACAGAAAAGUGUGGCUAUUGUUUGAUUUUGCUGAGCAUGAUCUAUGGCACAUUAUCAAAUUUCACAGGGCUGCCAAGGCUAAUAAGAAGCCUGUGAUGGUGCCCAAGGGUAUGGUCAAGUCUUUGCUGUAUCAGAUUUUAGAUGGUAUUCAUUAUUUACACUCAAAUUGGGUGCUGCACAGAGAUCUGAAGCCUGCAAAUAUUCUUGUUAUGGGGGAAGGCCCUGAAAGGGGCAGGGUAAAGAUUGCUGAUAUGGGUUUUGCUCGACUAUUUAAUGCUCCAUUGAAACCACUUGCUGAUUUGGAUCCAGUUGUGGUGACCUUUUGGUACAGAGCUCCAGAAUUGCUGCUUGGUGCAAGACAUUACACAAAAGCCAUAGAUAUUUGGGCUAUUGGGUGCAUCUUUGCUGAGCUUUUAACGUCAGAGCCAAUAUUCCACUGUCGUCAAGAAGACAUAAAAACUAGCAAUCCAUAUCACCAUGAUCAGUUAGACAGAAUUUUCAACGUGAUGGGUUUUCCUCAAGACAAAGACUGGGAAGAUAUCAAAAAGAUGCCCGAACAUCCUACACUCCUCAAAGACUUCAAAAAAUCGAAUUAUCAAAAUUGCUCGCUUAUAAAAUACAUGGAACGACACAAGAUCAAACCAGACAGCAAAGCUUUCCAUUUAUUGCAAAAGUUGCUAUUGAUGGAUCCAAAUAAGCGUAUAACAUCCGAAGUAGCGAUGCAGGAUCCCUAUUUCUCUGAGGAACCUCUUCACACUCAAGAUGUCUUUGCCGGCUGUCCGAUUCCUUAUCCUAAGCGCGAAUUUUUGACCGACGAUGAUCAAGACGAUAAGGCGGAAAGUAAACGUCAACAACAACAGCAGCAGCAGCAACAACAGCAACAACAACAACAGCAGCAACAGCAACAACAACAGCAGCAGCAGCAACAACAACAACAAUCUCAACAGCAGUCUUCUGAUCAGAAUCCUGCAAAGCGGCCAAGACUAGGACCGCCUGGUCAUCAGGGACAAGUGAAUCAGCAGGUCUUUUCAAAGGUGGUGCCUAUUUCCCAACAACAGCAGGACUUCCAUCAGCAACAGAUGAUGUACAACAAUGCCUCGCAACAACAGCAGAACUUUCAGCAGAGAUUCUAACUUCGUUCAUUGAAAUAAUUUAUGUAAUUGUAUUGAUGCUUACUUAGUAAUUAAUACUUAAGGUAUAUACUUGUAAUUAUAUGGUGUACGUUAUAAAAACAAAA
Dalotia coriaria is the source of this 1660-nucleotide messenger RNA. RefSeq names its product cyclin-dependent kinase 8 (gene Cdk8). The record is from RefSeq and is a predicted model, not a curated record. NCBI's taxonomy places the organism in Eukaryota, Metazoa, Arthropoda, Insecta, Coleoptera, Staphylinidae. Gene Ontology annotation, cellular component: nucleus. Gene Ontology annotation, molecular function: ATP binding; protein serine/threonine kinase activity. Gene Ontology annotation, biological process: protein phosphorylation.